AUGAAUACAAAUAAUGUUGGUCAAGAUCAUGAUGUCAUUCCUCUGAUUAAUCCAUUAAUCAAUAACACAACAAUAAACGAUGUGGAUAUGUUAAACUUGGUACACAAAGUAUGCGAUCAUAAUAAUACUAUGAAAAACAAAGAAGCCUUUAAAUUAUUGAUAAAGUAUCUUGAUAACAAAAGGGAGAAUAAGAUACAUGACCUAAGUCAACAAACAAAGAUUCAAAUACGAUCAUUGAUACUUGAUACUUUUGAAAAGAUACGUGACCCAUUUUCAAAUUUAAAGACAAUAAUAGAGAUAUUGUUGGCCAAUCAUUAUAAAAAAAACAGUGAAGAUGAAGAGAUAUUUAGAAUUGGUUUGAUUGAAUGGUUUAAUAGAGUAUUAAAGGAACAAGACAAUCAAAAUAAUUUUAGUUUAACAUAUAAUAUGUUUUCUGAAUCUACUAUUGAUUGUGCAUUGAUUGCUCUGUCAAAGAUUAAGCAACAAUGUCAUGCGUCAUUGGUUUUGGAAACAUUGGAGAUAUUGUGGAAACUACACUAUAAAAACAAGUUAACCGACCUAAAAGAUAAAGAGGUCACAAUGUAUUUCCCAAUAUCUAAAACAAAGCCAUCCAUACUAAAAGAUGAAGAGGUCUCAAUGAUUUUAUCAAUCUUUAAACAUUACGAAUUUCAACAACAACAACAAGACCAACUCAAAAAAGAUAUUACAAAGAUCAUUUAUAAACUACCUCUUGGAACCAAACUAUUCUUAAAAACAAAAGAGUUUGAAGCAUUUUUAAUACAAACUAUUGGUAUUCUAUUUGGUGGUGUAUAUGAUGAUGCGUAUUUCCUUCCACAGUAUAAAAAUUAUGAUCAAUUCUUGGAUGGUUGGAAUAAUCUAAGCUAUCGAGAAAUUGAACAUAACCCAAUAUUUAACUUUCUUGCAUAUAUCAAUUAUAAGGAUGAUGAGACACUAUGCAUCAUCAUUUUAGAUUACAUCAAAAUCAAAUUUUUAAAUGCAACUAAAAAAAGUUGGAAAGAGAAAUUAAUUUUCUUUAGGAUAGUAAACUCUGUUGGUUCUAAAUUUGAAUCUCAGGUGAUCAGUUCAUUAUUAUCGAAAUUAUCUGAUCCCAUUUCAUUCGAAAAACUUUUAUCAAUUGAAACACAAGACAAUUCAAUUCUUCAUUGUGAAUUAUUGACAUUUCUUUUAAGAUUCAAGGAUGACCCUGUCAUGCAAGAACCUUCUAUUCGAUCCAUCAUAAACGAGGGUUGGAAGAAUAUUGUCAAUCAAGAACCAAUACAACCUCGUACAUUAUAUAGUCUGUGUAAAUAUAUAAAAGUUACUGGGACCCGAGUAUUGGAUCAACAAAUCACUGACCAAGUAUUUUUAAAAGGAUGGGUAUCAAAUUAUGACUAUGUUGUCAGAUGCUCUUUAAAUUUAAUUUUAGAAAAACCAGAAAUAGUCAGUCUACCAAUCUUUAUUGUAUUUUUGGAUAAAUAUUGUAAAGAUCAAAUGGAUAUUGGAAAGAUUAUCAGAUAUUUUGAUAGUUUAGUGACCAACCAAAGAAAAACAUAUCUAAGGAUUAUUAUCAGUCGGUUGUUAUUUAGACCAUUUAAAUUAAAUGUCGAUGGUGCCAUGACUGAUGAAUUUAUUUUUAAGAAUAUAUUGGGUUGGAUAUUUGAUGGGUCUAUUGGAAAGGACGUUCCCAUUUAUCUACCAGCAAUCAUGAAAAGAAUAACAACUCAACCAACCAUCAAACAUAUAUUUCAAGACCAAAUCGCGAGAUUUUGCACCCAAUUCCCACAGACAAUAUAUUCAUCAUACAUUGAUCGUUUGAUAUCCCAAGGUAUUGAUUUAUACGACGACAACAACAGCAGUCAAGAUCGUAGUGGAACACUUUUGACCUGUUUAUUUUCAAUAUGCACACAAUACAAAACAACAGAGACACAAAAAGAAAAAAGCAAUCAGUUAUUUAAACGAUUACUCGAUUUGUUUAUCGCCAAACAUGACGAGGAUGAAAGGAAAAUAGCAAUCAAAAAUUUGAUUGACCAUGCAUAUUGUGCAGGCAUUUCAUUAUCAAUUGAACAAAAAUCACAAAUCAUCGAUUGGAUGAGAGUUGGAAUUCCUAUUCCUCUAUUGUAUCGUCCACGAGUUGACGCACUUCAACAAUACUCUGAAUUGAUUUAUCAAUUGGCAACAUUGGGUGAUGAUUGUGACUAUUAUCUAGAAAUUUCAAUAUAUCAUGUCGAGCAAAUGUUGGAAGGUAUUAAACGAUUCAAAGGCUUUGUUUCAAAGUUGGUUUCAACAAUCUCCCACUUUUACAAACUACUCGAAACCAUUCAUUUCUCUUGUCAAGCAAAGAAUCUAUGGUCCAUUUAUUUCACAAAAUAUUUAAAUAACACCAACACUUUAAAAUCAUUACUAUUCUUGACUCUACUCAAUGAAUGA
Molecule: messenger RNA, 2427 nt
Organism: Cavenderia fasciculata
Lineage: Eukaryota; Evosea; Eumycetozoa; Acytosteliales; Cavenderiaceae
Exons: 5
Coding region: 1-2427 (808 amino acids)
Source: RefSeq, a predicted model, not a curated record